UGAUUUCUGCCUCAUGAACUCUUCCUGCUUGCAGUGCAUGAGCUCAGCACAGCGAUGGCUGGGAUUUAAUCUCCAAGUGCCCCUGCAAGCUGUCUCAGAUGAAGAUGAGCGCCCUGUUCCUCCUGCUCCUGGUGUCCAUCUCCAGCUCCACAGCAGUGCAGGACCUGCCGAGGCGGGAGCCACGGCGCCUGUCGUGUGUGCGAUGCUGCGGACCCUCAGAGCAGCCCGUCUCCAUCGUCUCCUCACGAUACACGAGGAUGAGCAGUGAUCCUGCUUCCUCGGUACCCAAAGUGCAGCCAACCAUAGACAUCACCAUCCUCAAAGGUGAGAAGGGGGAAAUGGGAGAAAAAGGGUACCCUGGAGCAACUGGGAAGGAAGGAGAGAGAGGGCUACGUGGUUUCAAUGGACGAAAGGGCCAGAAAGGCCAGCCUGGCCCCCAAGGCCAUUCAUGCAAGCAGCUCUAUGCUGCCUUCUCAGUGGGUCGCAGAAAGCCCUUGCAUAGCUCAGACUACUUCCAGCACGUCAUUUUCGACACCGAGUUUGUGAACCUCUACAAGCAUUUCAACAUGUUCUCAGGGAAGUUCUUCUGCUACGUGCCAGGAAUCUACUACUUCAGCCUCAAUGUCCACACUUGGAACUUCAAGGAGACCUAUCUGCACCUGAUGAAGAACGAGGAGGAGAUGGUGAUCCUCUAUGCCCAGCCCAGCGACCGGAGCAUCAUGCAGAGCCAGAGCCUGAUGCUGGACCUGCAGGAGGGAGACGAGGUCUGGGUGAGGAUGUUCAAGCGGGAGAGAGAAAACGCCAUCUAUAGUGAGGAGUCUGAUGUUUACAUCAUCUUCAAUGGCCAUUUAAUCAAGCCAGCUGUAGAGUAGUUAUUCCUCAGCUUCAGGCUUCAAAAGCUUCAGAGCUUUUGGUAGGGGUUUCUCUUAUGCAUUCAUUAGUGUCUUCCCUUUUAGAAAUGCACAUCCAGCUCUGCUUGGAAGGACUGCAGGAGGCAGCCUCCUGGUGGCUUUGUGUCCAUGCCAGGAACACCUGUGAAUGGAGGUGAUGGGGCUUCAAGGUGCUCCAAGCUAUGACCAGUAAAGGCUUUAACCCUUAGCCUGCAUUGGAAACAAAGCACAGAAUGUCCCAGUUCUGCAGCCCCAUACGGAUCGCCAAGAACAUCCCUGAAGAGUCUCCAAGUUGGUAACAACAAAAUUAAUCUCUGCUUUUCCUUAGAAAAGACAGGAUUGUAUAAACUGGAAGGCAUUUGGACUGACUAGCCCAAAAAGAUGUUUUGAUGGGUCAUCAAAUACCUGUUGUCCAGGUGCUAAUUAAGGAACAUAUCUAUCAUGCUUAACAGUGCACAGUAUUGCUAACAAAGCCCCCUUUCUGCCAGCACCCACACCAGGCCUGCUCCACUCAGGUGGGCAAGAACACACCGUGUUAGUAUUUUGCACAAUACAAUUACCUUGAGUUACAUUUCUGUUCCAUUUCAUACAGUAAUACAUUCUGAGAGCAAAAUGCUAGAAUUACAUAAAUAGCAGCAUAUUGACCCAGAAAACUUUCCCAAAAGCAUAGUUUUAAGUACAGCUGCAGCCAGAUGCCACAACUUUUCUAGACUGCUGUAUUGCUAGCAAAACUUUUUGCAUAACACCAGGGUACCAUGAGCAUUUCCAUUUCUAAGGAAAACAGUGGGCACUGCCUAGGAUCCUAUUUGUGAGUGCUCACUGCCAAGCUGGAGUCUUCAAGACAUGAGUAUAGCAUUAAUUACUGUCUUCCAGCACUCUCACCUCUGGUAACUGGAAGAGAAAAGCAGGAGGAAGAAAGGUGCUUCACUGCCAGCAGUGAUAUUACAGGGAAUUUGGUCUCACAUCAAAAUAGAGAGGUGCAUGCAGCAGCAAGAAACCUCAUUUUCCUCUGGUUCCUCCAUGCCCACCCCCUCCUGUUUGCACCUUGAGUCGUUUGUAUUUAGGAUAUAUGAAGACAAAUUGCUUCACUGCUGUGCCUCACCUACCCACACCUGUUCAGAA
This is a messenger RNA of Centrocercus urophasianus (Greater sage-grouse), 2012 nucleotides long. RefSeq names its product C1q and TNF related 8 (gene C1QTNF8). The record is from RefSeq and is a predicted model, not a curated record. NCBI's taxonomy places the organism in Eukaryota, Metazoa, Chordata, Aves, Galliformes, Phasianidae. Gene Ontology annotation, molecular function: protein binding. The coding region runs from base 99 to 872 and encodes 257 amino acids. The transcript is spliced from 3 exons.